Molecule: messenger RNA, 999 nt
Organism: Phytophthora sojae
Lineage: Eukaryota; Oomycota; Peronosporomycetes; Peronosporales; Peronosporaceae
Exons: 1
Coding region: 1-999 (332 amino acids)
Source: RefSeq, a predicted model, not a curated record
AUGCAGCGAUUUUUCCUCGUGCUGCUGGUUGUCGCCCUCUUCACGGUCGUCGAUGCUGCCUCGGCGACUUCGACGCUGAAAUUCAGUCCUGUAUCGCUCAGUAACGACCACCCCGAGAAGAGGUUACUGAGGGUUGAGACAAAGACUGGAAAAGACAAUGAAGAAGAGCGAGCGAUCGCCGGGGCGGCGAUCCCUAACCAGUCGAAGCUGUCGAAGGUCAAAAAAUGGCUGUCCAAGAUGAAAGGGUGGAGUCUGUCGAAGUUCAAGGAGUGGAUCAAAGAGAACCGUGACCGAUUCAAGGCCUGGUACGCCGACUCCAAGCAGAUGAAACCGUGGACGAAGGAGAAGUUAACGCCGGACGACGUGUUCAGGCUGCUGGAGCUGGACCAAAACAUCAACAAGGUCCUCAACAACCGAAAGCUCACGACGUGGGUGAGAUUCAUGAGGUCCUACAACAAGAAGAACGAGAACGAGGUGACGCUGAUCGGGACGCUGACCAAGUUCUACGGCGGUGUACCGUUGGCGAAGAUGCUCGAGCUGGCGAAACCGAACCCGUAUACGACGAGGCUUGCCAAAAGGCUGCAGGGCGACCAGUUGAAGGGUUGGGUGGGGAACGGACUAAACAUGGACAUCGUAUACAGUAUGCUGAAAGUUGGCGAUGGAAGCAUCGAGAAGGUGCUGGCGAACCCGAUGCUGCGCGUUUGGACCUACUUCUCCUAUUUGAAGAACGGGGGCUACCCAGAGGCUUACGUGCUCAUAAUCAAGAAGUUGGUGACGUCGUACGACGAGAUGGAGCUAGCCAAGGCGAUCCAGGUUGCGACCAAGGACAAGACGACCGAGUCCGUCUCCAAGCGGCUGCAGACGGCGCAGUUCAAGGUGUGGCAAGCGGAAGGCCGAACACCGAAGGAAAUCUUCAACAAGCUCAACCUGGAUACCAAGAAGUGGCCGUAUGACCCCAACGUGGAGGUCUACAAAGCAUACAAGCUGUAUCUGCUGUAG